This is a messenger RNA of Stegodyphus dumicola, 825 nucleotides long. RefSeq lists its product as uncharacterized. Gene Ontology annotation, cellular component: nucleus; PRC1 complex. NCBI's taxonomy places the organism in Eukaryota, Metazoa, Arthropoda, Arachnida, Araneae, Eresidae. Gene Ontology annotation, molecular function: histone binding; chromatin binding; zinc ion binding. The record is from RefSeq and is a predicted model, not a curated record. Gene Ontology annotation, biological process: negative regulation of DNA-templated transcription.
UUUUUCAGUGUGCUGUACUGAAAAUUGAGCUUAAUGAUGGGAUCUGAGGAUGUGGAAGUUCAGUGUCAAACUCAGUCAGCUUCAGCUAGUGUUCCUUGUGAAUCUGGAGCUUCAUAUGGCAUUGCGACAGUGCCAUUUGUAGCUUCAGUUUCUGUAGCUCCCAAUAGGUCUGGAACUGGAACUCCCGUCUCUGCAGGCGCCGUCAUGUUGGCCCAGUCUGCAGCCUCGCAUACUCCCCCUCAGAAUGUAGCGGUCCAGCCAUCAGUAGCGGCUUCACCUUUGCCCCACGUUCAGGUUAUUCAGCAGCCAAUUCAAAGCCAGUACUUGCAGCAUCUAUAUGCCCCUCAGCAGCAACACAUGUUUCUUCCAGGAAAUUUAACUCUUCAGCCCACUAUCCAAAGUAUUGGUGGUGCUCCUGCUGGAAUCAGUUUACAAUUGCAAGGAAAGGCUGUGGAAAACAAAGGAGCUCAACCCACAAUAAUAUCUGCAGCUCCAAUGCAGUCUGUAAGUAACUUACGUUCGUAUACAGUGAAAGCUGGGUUACACCUGCAAGAUUUAUCCUUAGUUUUUAACAGUUAUUUUUAAGCUCCUUUCCCAUCCAUCCUAAUUUCAGCUUACAAUAUCCUGCCAGAUUGUGUUUUUAGAAUCAAGGUUAAUGCAAAUGAGUAAGAGUAGUAUUUAGGUCGAAAUUACACUGCUUUCAAGAGAGAGCAUCUGUGAAAGCUGGGUUACACCUGCAAGAUUUAUCCUAAGUUUUUAACAGCUAUUUUUAAGUUAAAGCUCCUUUCCCAUCCAUCCUAAUUUCAGCUUACAAUAUCCUGCCAG